AGCUAUAUUCUUUGUUCACUGAUGAAUUGUUUGUUUUUCGAUUUGGCUCAAUUCAUUAUGGCUCAUUGUUAUAUGUUGAUCAUGUACGUGUUCCUUUUUCUAACAUGGACAUUAUUUCUGAAAUUGGAUCAAAUCAAUUUGUUUUGGACAAGAAACCUUUCAGGCGAACAUCAUCCACAUUAUUAUAGCCGUAUUGUCAAUCGGUUUUUAUGGUUAUAUAACCAUACAUUUAUUCAGGUGGAUCGAUUAACACGUUAUGAAUCGGAUCUUUUUUCAUCAUAUUUGAUUGCAAAUUUUCCAAUGAAUUUAUUGGUUAUUGUGACCACAUAUUUAAUCGACAAUAACAAUCAAUUACAUGCUUGGAAAUUUUUUGCUACCGCUGUUAUUGGCCAACAAUUGAUCGGUUUUUUUGUCAUCCAUUUGAUUUGUUCCAUUUAUACGAUCAAGAUUCAUAAAUGUUCACAUAAACUCAUUUAUUGGUCAAUUCAUUUUCCAUUACGGCCAUUAUCGUUACAUGUUCGAAGUAGUUUAUAUAUAGAAAAGAUUCAUACUUCAAAACAAUAUGGAAUUGUAUUAGGUGGAGCCGUUGUGAUUAGCAUGAUUUUCUUUCUCAAGUUUUUCUUUUUUUAUUUACAAAGUUUAUUGCUUAUGUAUAAUCUGCUCAAUGCAUAAUAUAACACUUGGCUAUAUCAUCAUGUCAUCGAUAAUGAUGGUUUCAUCGAUUUUCACCUCAUAAACACGCAAAUUGGCUAUAAUUGAAUAUAUAAUGACUAUUCACACACAUACACACACACACACACACACAAACAAAAUGUAGUUGUAUAUAAAGAA
Dermatophagoides farinae (American house dust mite) is the source of this 831-nucleotide messenger RNA. RefSeq lists its product as uncharacterized. Lineage: Eukaryota; Metazoa; Arthropoda; Arachnida; Sarcoptiformes; Pyroglyphidae. The record is from RefSeq and is a predicted model, not a curated record.